AUGACUGUCUCUUCUGCUUUGUCGGAUUCCACCUGUGGCAAGUACUUGGCACCCUCCACCAUUCCUGGUGCAGGCGUGGGGAUAUUUACGGCGGUGGAGAAGCAAAUUGGGGAUACGGUAGGACGUGGAGAUAUUUGCAUUCCCGUCAUUGAUAUGUACUGGCAAGCCGACGGCAUCAUGCAACCCUUUUCGGACUAUUUCUGGUCCGGAGACACCAUGGGCAUGUCACACAAAACCGACUCCUACAACAUUAAAGCACUUUAUCCGGGGUUGGACUGUGCCAUGAACUGCCAUCUUGUACUCCUUAAUGUGGAGAAAGCCGACUCCGUCUAG
Messenger RNA from Phaeodactylum tricornutum CCAP 1055/1, 333 nucleotides. RefSeq lists its product with no specific name. Lineage: Eukaryota; Bacillariophyta; Bacillariophyceae; Surirellales; Neidiaceae. The transcript has a single exon. The record is from RefSeq and is a predicted model, not a curated record. The coding region runs from base 1 to 333 and encodes 110 amino acids.